This is a messenger RNA of Peniophora sp. CBMAI 1063, 3693 nucleotides long. The record is from the annotation of a GenBank genome assembly. NCBI's taxonomy places the organism in Eukaryota, Fungi, Basidiomycota, Agaricomycetes, Russulales, Peniophoraceae.
AUGGCGCCGAAAAAUAAGGGGAAGAAGGGGAAGAAGAACGACGACGAUUUCUGGGAAAAGGCGGGCGAACCGGCUGCACCGCUCGCGGCUAAUGGCGACGGCGACGAAUCGGAUGGCGGCAUCACCGCGCCGAAGAAGAAGGGCGGCGCGUUCUCUGCGUUUGCGGCGCUCGAUGACGGGAGGGAGGAUCCGCCCGAGGUGGACGAGAACGAGGACUUCGGUGGACUCAUGUCCACGCUCAAAUCCGCGGCCGCAAAAGGCGGCAAGAAAGAAAAGAAGAAGAAGCGGAACGCGGUCACGGACGACGACUUUGACGCUGUGCUUGCCGCUGUGAAUGGCGAUGCCGAAGAGCCUGCAGAGUCUAAGGGCCCCGUGGAGAUGACGGCGGAGGAGCUGGCGGACGAGGAGUGGGGACCGGUCAAGGGCAAGGACAAGAAGAAGAAGGAGAAGAAGGGUGGGAAGAAGGGUGGGAAGAAAGAGGUCGAUGAGGAUGAGGAGAACGGAGAAGCGCCGGGCACGCCUAAGCCGGCGGAGGAGGCGAAGGAGGAGGAGCCCAAGGCGGAGGCCGAUGCGGAGGGAGACGAUGCGGAGGAGGGCGGGACGAAGAUAUUGAGUAAGAAGGAGAAGGAGAAGUUGAAGAAGGAGAAAGAGAAGGCGAAGAAGAAGGCGCAGGCAGCGGCAAAGAAGGCUCAAGCUGGAGACGCUCCAGCGCCAGCAGCAGAGCCCACAGCCGCCGCAGAAGAAGCCGCGUCCGCACCGGCAGCUGCAGAGAAGGACGAGGAUGACGAGGAUGAGGGCGGCGCAGGGGCUGGCGGCGACAAGAAGAAGAAAAAGAAGAAGAAAGCAAAGAAAGACGAGGAGCCCGCGCCGGCGCCUAGUAAGAAGAAGGGCGGCAUCUCGGCGCUGCAGGCGUUGGUGGCGGAGAGGAAAAGGUUGGAAGAGGAGCAGAGGAGGAUUGAGGAGGAAGAGCUAAGGAGGAUUGAGGAAGAGGAGAGGAAACGCGAGGAAGAGGAGAAGCGGAAGGAGGAGGAGAAAGCGCGGAAGAAGGAGAAGGAAAAGGCGAAACGAGAGCUGGCGAAGAAAGAAGGCCGUCUGCUCACGAAAAAGCAGAAGGACGAACAGCGCGCGGCCGAGCUCCGUCGCCAAGCGCUGCUCAAGUCAGGCGUCACCAUCGAGGGCCUGCAACAGCGCGAACCCGGCGCACCGGCCAAGAAGCCCGUCUACGAUAACAAGAAGAAGAAGGGCGGCAAAGGUCCACAACAGGGUACUUCAGCUACAUCGUCCCCAGCGCCGUCCGCACCGGCAACUCCCGCGCCUGCACCGAAGAAGGAAUUGUCACCUGAACCGGCUCCCGCACCGGCGCCGGAGAAGGACGAUGACGUGAAGGAUGAUUGGGACGCGAGCAGUGAGGAUGAGAAGCCGAAGGCGGAGGUCAAGAGCGAUUGGGACGCGUCGAGCGACGAGGAGGAAGAGAAAGCGCCCGCAGAGCCGCCCAAGAAGGUCGCCGCUCCCUCCGGCGCACCGAGCGCUGCAGCUCCCGCCAAGCCCACGCCGGCCAAGUCUGCUCCAGCAGCAGCCAAGGCCGUUCCAGCAGCAGCGAAAGCCGCCGCGGCGAAGACUGCCACGACCAAAGCGCCCGCACCGGCCGCGAAAGCCGCGAACGGCAAGGCCGCGCCGCCGCCUGCCGAAGAGUCAUCAUCCGAAGAAGAAGAUUCGUCAGAAGAGGACUCGAGCGAGGAGGACAGUGACUCUGACGACGACUCGGACGAAGACUCCUCGGACGAGGAGCUCACAGCCGUCCAAAAGGCUGCCGCACAGCGUAAAGCCGAAGCCGCCGCCCGUCGUGCGAAGGCACACGAGGAAGCUCUGGCCGCGCGGAACAAGGACGACUUGCGCAGUCCCAUCUGUUGUAUCUUGGGACACGUCGACACGGGCAAGACCAAGCUGCUCGACAAGAUCCGGCAGACGAAUGUGCAGGAGGGCGAAGCGGGCGGUAUCACGCAGCAGAUCGGUGCCACCUACUUUCCUGUCGAGGCGAUCAAGACGAAGACAGCUGUAUUGAACAAGGACAACAGCUUCGAGUACAAGAUCCCUGGUCUUCUCAUCAUCGAUACGCCUGGACACGAGUCGUUCACGAACUUGAGGACGCGUGGGAGUUCACUUUGUAACAUCGCCAUUCUCGUCGUUGAUAUCAUGCACGGUCUCGAGCCUCAAACGCUUGAAUCUCUCCGCCUCCUUCGCGAUCGCAAGACGCCCUUCAUCGUCGCGCUCAACAAGAUCGACCGUAUCUACGGCUGGGACGCCACACCCAACGGCGCCGUCCAAGAAUCGCUCGCCAAGCAAAAGCAAUCUGUCCGUCGCGAGUUCGAGGACCGUGUGAAAGCUACGAUCCUCGCGUUCGCCGAACAAGGUCUGAACGCGACGCUCUACUACGAGAACAAGAACUUCGCGCGCAACGUCUCGCUCGUCCCCACGUCCGCCAUCACGGGCGAGGGUGUGCCGGAUAUGAUCAUGUUGCUCGUCAAUCUGACGCAGCAGAGGAUGAGCGAGCGGUUGAUGUAUCUCAGCGAGCUGGAGUGCACGGUUUUGGAGGUGAAGGUCAUUGAGGGUCUGGGGACGACUAUCGAUGUCGUCCUGAGCAACGGCGUGUUGCAUGAGGGCGACAAGAUCGUCAUCUGUGGGCUGAACGGGCCGAUCGUGACGCAGGUCCGCGCGCUCCUCACACCCCAACCUCUCCGCGAACUGCGGAUCAAGAGCAACUACGUGCACCAUAAAGAGGUCAAGGCCGCGUUGGGAGUCAAGAUCGUCGCGCCGGAUCUGGAGAAGGCCAUUGCGGGUUCGAGGUUGUUGGUGUGUGGACCGGACGACGAUGAGGAUGAUCUGAGGGACGAGGUUAUGAGCGAUUUAACGACGCUGCUCAACUCGAUCGAUAAGUCCGGACGCGGAGUCUGCGUGCAGGCCUCGACGCUCGGCUCGCUCGAGGCCCUGCUUGACUUCCUCAAAUCCAGCAAGAUUCCCGUCUCUGGUAUCAAUAUCGGCCCGGUACACAAGAAGGACGUGAUGCGCGCCGCGACGAUGCUCGAGAAGGCCAAGGAGCUCGCGUGUAUCCUCUGUUUCGACGUUACUGUGGACAAAGAUGCGGAGCGGAUGGCGGAGGAGAUGGGCAUCAGGCUGUUCAAGGCUGAUAUCAUCUACCAUCUCUUCGACGCGUUCACGGCGUAUAACGCCGAGAUCGUCGAGGCGAAGAGGAGGGACGCGGCCCCGAUCGCGGUGUGGCCGUGUAGGCUGAAGAUCAUCGCGUGUUUCUGUAAGAGGGACCCGAUCAUUCUGGGCGUCGAUAUUCUGGAUGGCACGUUAAGAGUGGGCACACCGCUUUGUGUUGUCAAGGUGGACGCGACGACGGGCGCGAAGGAGAUUAUCGAGUUGGGGAAGAUCACCUCGCUCGAGAUCAAUCACCGCUCGAUGGACACCGUCAAGAAGUCCCAAGCGGGCGGUGGUGUCGCCGUCAAGAUCGAGCACGCCGUGUACCAGAGCGCGAAGAUGUUCGGGAGGCAUUUCGACGAUAAGGACGAGCUGUACUCGCGCAUUACGCGCCAGAGUAUCGACGUGCUCAAGGAGAACUUCAAGGCUGAUGUUAGCAACGAUGAGUGGUUGCUCAUCAAGGCGCUCAAGCCGCGUCUGAACGUACAGUGA